Messenger RNA from Macadamia integrifolia, 1661 nucleotides. RefSeq names its product lysine histidine transporter 2-like. The transcript has 8 exons. Bases 102 to 1457 code for a protein of 451 amino acids. Lineage: Eukaryota; Viridiplantae; Streptophyta; Magnoliopsida; Proteales; Proteaceae. Gene Ontology annotation, cellular component: plasma membrane. The record is from RefSeq and is a predicted model, not a curated record.
CCACUUCUUCUUCUUCUUCUUCUUCCUCCUCCUAUUAAUCUCUAUAAGUAUCUUUCUAGUUAAAUUUGUCUUUCCCUUCCCCUGUAAUUCUUUUUCAAGCCAUGGGAACCCAUAAUGAAAUAUAUGAUGAUCAGAAGAAUUCUUUUGAGGUGCAGAAAGAGGGAGCAGGGAAAGAUAACUUCGUAGAUGAUUGGCUUCCCAUAUCUGCUACUUCACGGAAUGCAAAAUGGUGGUACGCAACCUUCCACAAUGUCACUGCCAUGGUUGGUGCUGGUGUCCUCAGUCUUCCCUAUGCCAUGUCCGAGCUUGGAUGGGGUCCUGGUGUGGUUAUCCUUGUACUAUCAUGGGCAAUCACUCUUUUCACCCUAUGGCAAAUGGUUGAGAUGCAUGAGAUGGUUCCAGGGAAGCGGUUUGACAGGUACCAUGAGUUGGGUCAAUAUGCUUUUGGAGAAAAACUUGGACUUUGGAUUGUGGUACCUCAGCAAUUGAUUUGUGAAGUUGGAGUGGAUAUAGUAUACAUGGUCACAGGAGGGACAUCACUGCAGAAGUUCCAUGACCUUAUCGUCCCCAGUGGCCCAAAAAUCAAGCUCACCUACUUCAUUAUGAUUUUUGCUUCUUGUCACUUUGUUCUUUCGUUCCUUCCCAACUUCAACUCCAUCUCUGUUGUUUCUCUAGCUGCUGCAGUCAUGUCCUUGAGCUAUUCUACAAUUGCUUGGGCUGCUUCAGCUGCCAAGGAGGUUCAACCUGAUGUGCAAUAUGGGUAUGCAGCCACAACCACUACAGGAACUGUGUUUAACUUCUUAAGCGCCCUAGGUGACAUUGCUUUUGCCUAUGCUGGGCACAAUGUGGUGUUGGAGAUCCAAGCAACAAUCCCUUCUACACCUGAGAGGCCUUCCAAGAAACCUAUGUGGAGGGGUGUGCUUUUUGCCUAUUUGGUCGUUGCCGUAUGUUACUUUCCGGUUGCAAUUAUCGGCUACGCGAUGUUCGGCAAUGCCGUGAACAGCAAUGUUCUUAUCUCACUAUAUAAACCUACAUGGCUGAUUGCCAUGGCUAACAUGUUUGUGGUUAUCCAUGUUAUUGGGAGUUACCAGAUUUAUGCCAUGCCAGUGUUUGACAUGAUAGAAACUGCAUUGGUGAAGAAAUUGCAUUUCAAGCCUUGUUUUAGACUUCGCUUCUUUGCGAGGACCUCAUAUGUUGCAUUUACUAUGUUCGUUGCUAUAACCUUCCCUUUCUUUGGUGGACUUCUUGGAUUCUUUGGAGGAUUUGCUUUUGCCCCAACAACAUACUAUCUUCCUUGCAUCAUGUGGCUGGCCAUAUACAAGCCCAAAAGAUUCAGCUUAUCUUGGAUUGUAAAUUGGAUCUGCAUAAUACUUGGUAUUCUGUUGACGAUCUUAGCACCUAUCGGUGGACUUAGACAGAUUAUUGUUGAUGCCAGCACCUACACAUUUUACUCGUAGAUGAAGAUGAUCAUAUUGGUACAAGCAUGCAAGAGAAGGUUCUUUGUAAAUGAUAAUCAAAAAAGAUGAUGAUGAUGAUGAUGAUGAUGCCAGAGAUGACCAUUGCUGCUUAUCUUAUUAGACACAAGGUUUAUGUUUCAAUGAAGAUCCAUUUAGUUGGUAAACUUUUAUGUAUAAGGAAUUAGUUCUGCACAAUUUAUUGAA